AACAGAGAGCUAAUUUUUCGUUCCCCAUUUCUCUCCGCUGCCCUAGUGAAAACGAGGGAGAGCGACGGAAAAAAUCCCCCGACGCGCGGCUAUCCCGAUCUCUCCUCGUCUCGUCGCCAAACUCGAAUCCUCUCUCUCUCUCUGAAAAAAUCCCCCGACGCGAUCGCGGCGAUCCCGAUCUCUCCUCGUCGCCAAACUCCAGUCCCCUCUCUCUCUCUCUUCUCUCGAUCAAACCCUAGUUCAACGCCGACCUCUCCUCGUCAGCUUGAGAAUCCCAAUCUCCUCUUGGAUCUCUCUGUCAACAUGAAUCCAAAUUCAUUCGAGACAAAAGAAGAUGAUGAAUGGGCUAUACAAAGGAAAAAGAUAAAAUAUUCAGCAGGGAUUGUGGCUGCAUAUGCAGCAUAUGUAGGUGCCUAUUAUGACAACUAAUAUCUACCAAGUGGAGUAUAUAGAUAGAUCAAUCUUAGCUCAAAAAGAUGAACAUAGGAACUUAUGGAGCGACUUACUCAACAAAGUGAUAGAGAUUGUCGUGAACAACUACGGAUGGGAGUUAAUGCUUUUGCUAGACUGUGUCAGUUGCUUAGGGAGACGGGACGUCUUUAUGAUAAUAGACGCAGUUCUGUAGAGGAACAAGUUGCUAAGUUCCUUCAAAUUCUUUCUCAUAACUGGAAGAAUCGAGCAGUGAAGUUCUAUUUUAUGCGUUCAGGUGAGAUUGUUAGCCGCCACUUUCACAAAGUAUUAGAGGCAUUACUAUCGCUUGAGGAUCAAUUUAUUAAACAACCAAAUGGCUUCGAAGUUCCACUAGAAAUUCAGACAAAUCAUAGAUUCUGGCCCUAUUUCAAGAAUUGUAUUGGCGCAAUUGAUGGAUCUCAUUUUCGAGUGAAAGUGGCAAAAGUAGAUACAAGAAGGUAUCGAGGCCGAAAAGAAUUUUCAACUCAAAAUGUGCUUGCCGCUUGCACCUUUGACUUGAAAUUCACAUAUGUUCUAGCUGGUUGGGAAGGGUCUGCUUCAGAUUCACGGGUGUUGAACAAUGCAUUAAUACGACAAGACAAAAUAUUUGUUCCUCAAGGAAAAUAUUAUUUAGUUGAUGGUGGUUUUAUGUUGAGGCCGGGAUUCCUUACACCAUUUAGGAGCACGCGUUAUCACCUCAAGGAAUAUUCAACAAGACAACCUGAAAGUCCUCGUGAAGUGUAUAACCAUCGCCACUCUUCACUGCGAAAUGCAAUUGAGCGUGCUUUUGGAGUCUUGAAGAAGCGAUUCCCAAUCUUGGGUAGUGGAACAGAACCUCAUUAUCCAAUUGAAACACAAAAAGAUAUCAUUUAUGCAUGUACUAUCCUACAUAAUUUUCUAAUGGGUGUUGAUCCUGACGAGGGGCUUCUUGAACAAGUUGAUCAGGAAGUUUUGAACCAGAUGAUAGAUGUUGAAGAAGCUCCUGUAAAUGAUAAUGAAGAGUAUAGACGAGGAGAGAUUCUAAGGCAAAAAAUAGCCGAUGAUAUGUGGAGAGAUUAUUAGAAAUAUUUUCAUUUUUCAAAUAAAAAGUAAAUGUGUUUUUAGAUACUCUGGAUCGUAUGAGUGAGCUAAUAUAUUUUGAUUGUCUGGUCAACAUUCGAGUUGCAAUUUCACAACUUACAGUUUCAUAAUAUUGAGCUUCUGUGCAUUUAGGCUAUUGAUCUGAUAUCCAUGGUGCAUUCUUUAAUUUAAUUUUUCCUCCAUUUAUGUUCUUAGGUCAUGGACUGUGAUUGAAUUAGUACUGUAAAUACAUUCUUUUGGCUCUGAGCUGACUACUGUUCUUCAAUAAAAAUUGAGACUGUUCUUGCAAAUUAAUUUCCUGUGUAGUUUCAGAAAAAGUAUGAUGAUCUUACGGGGAAGCUACAUGCUGAUUGUUUCUAUUUUUUUCUUCCUAAGAUUACAGUGAUCUGAAGGCCAAAUAGAAACCCUAGUUAGAUUCAGGAGGUGUGAAUAAAGAUCAUCUCUGAGCUGACUUGUUGUGUGGGUUUGUUCCACUUGCAACAAGUUCAAAGAUUUGUUAAUCAUUGGUCCAUGCUAUUUUUUUUUUUGUUUGCAUCAAUGAUUUGUUUGUUAGCAUGAAUUUUGCAUCAAGAGAUAUUAUUUUACCUGUAUCGUCUAUAGGUACUGGUGAUGUAUACAUUCAAGAUUUAGUCAA
This is a messenger RNA of Asparagus officinalis (garden asparagus), 2164 nucleotides long. RefSeq lists its product as uncharacterized. The record is from RefSeq and is a predicted model, not a curated record. The transcript has 4 exons. Lineage: Eukaryota; Viridiplantae; Streptophyta; Magnoliopsida; Asparagales; Asparagaceae. Bases 493 to 1512 code for a protein of 339 amino acids.